Messenger RNA from Asparagus officinalis (garden asparagus), 3515 nucleotides. RefSeq lists its product as uncharacterized. Lineage: Eukaryota; Viridiplantae; Streptophyta; Magnoliopsida; Asparagales; Asparagaceae. The record is from RefSeq and is a predicted model, not a curated record. The transcript has 14 exons. The coding region runs from base 18 to 1337 and encodes 439 amino acids.
UUGGAAAUUAUCAGGAAAUGGGUGAAAAAUCAUCCUCCGAAGGGAAUAAUUCAACGGCCCCAACAACAUCUCAUGCGUUCCCUGCAAGCAUUGGCUUUCCCCACAGUGUCAAUCCCAUGUUCCAGUCAUCCUCGCCCUUUGUGCAAUCACCGUCAGUUUUUUCAAAUGUGCCUCACUACGAUGGUAAUUUUUUCCCUUUGCAUCACCCCAUUUCAUCUUACAUGCACAUGCUCAGUAGUCCACCACCUUUGCCACAAAAUUUUCAAGGUUCCAAUUCAUCCGGGCAAGUUCAUUCUCCAGCUAGUAUUACAGGGACUACUUCUGAUUCAGGGAAAAACAAAAGAAUUGCCAGGGAUGAAGCAGUAGCAACUUCUGCUUGUUCACCAAGAAAAGUCAAAUCCCUUGCCCAUAAGAAAAGAAAAAUCCCACUCGAGCUUGAAGCUGCAAAAGUUGGCCCAACCAGAUGGUGGACCUCUGCACAUGAUGACGUGCUCAUACCCUUCUUCGCAAAUUUGGCCAAGUCUGGUCUUAAGCCAGACAAUAACUUUAAGCAGCAUGCAUUUGCAAUGGCUGCCGCUGAAGUGAACAACCAGUUUGGUACUUCCUUUCAAGCGAAAAGUGUUGUAAACCAUAUGAAAACAAUCCGUUCUUGGUUUCAAGACAUGCAGGCUGCUCGUAACAUUAGCGGGGCGGGUUGGGAUGAAGAAACGCAAACGAUCAUGUUGGAUCCUGAGAGUUUUGAUACGUGGAAUGAGGAUAAAAAUAAGAGCAAGCUAAAAGAUUACAUUAAUAAGCCUCUGAAGCACUAUGAGAACCUAGCAAUCAUUUGUGGGGAUGAUCAAGCAAGGGGUAACUUUGCUAAGGCAGCAAUGGAGAAAUUUGGGGGUCAGGAGCCGAUUAACCUUGCAGGUGAUGACGAUGAGGAUGUUAGCAUUCAUAUGUCCCAAAAGUCCCCGCACUCAGUCAACUUAGCAGAUGAAGAUAAUCAAUCUGAAAACAACAAUGUUAGGUCAACUAGCAAGGACAAACAGAAGAAAAUCCCUUCGGCUAGAGGGAGGGGGAGGAAGGCCCCAUACCAGCAAGAGAUCAUGCAACAAAUGGUUGAGGAAGUUAAACAUUUUUCUCAUUCUCUAAAUCUUAUUAAUCUGCACUGGACAGAGAAAUUGUCCAAAGCUAUCUUCAAGCAUAAGGAUACUUACACAAUAGAAUUCUUUGAGCUUUUUUAUGAUCACAUUUUUGAGGAUGAAACCAAGGCCAGGCAUUUUAUAGGGAAGAGUGACUUCGGCCAGAGAACUUUGUUGGAAAAUUUUAAGAAAAUGCAAGAUGGGGGGAGCUAGUUUGAAUAUUUAGGAUCAUUCUGGAGAUGGUUGGGACAUAUAUAUUUUGCAUAUUUUGUGAGCACAAUGAUGUUGUUAUUUUGUAAGAACUGCUAGUUGGUGGGUAUGCAUGUAUAUUUUUUGGAUACGUUGCUCUGUAGCUACGUUUGUGAUUUAUGAUGCAACCGUGAACGUUGGUUUAAUGCAAUUAUAUGCAGGUGUCCCAUUCAUCGCUAACACAAGCUGGCUUCUUCGGAGGAUCUUGCUUUGUACCACAAGCAGGAUAGGCCGCGAAUCAGGAUCUGCUCGGUGUUGGAACUAAUUUGUCCCUGGUGGUUGCUAGCCCAGAAAAGCUACAAGAGGCAAUUGUUAACGUUGGGAUUGAAGAGCAUGCCGUCACCACUGGAGAUGUUUCAAUAGAAGGCCCAAAUGAUAAAGAAACCUUUCAUCAUGCAGCCGAUGCACCUCCGUCUGAUCCCAUACAGGACCCUUCGGGCUCUAGCGACAGGCUACUUGACGACAUGUUGUUAGAACAAAUUUGUCGUGAUGCUAUCGAACCGGUCAUCGAAGCUGUUGAACUAGUCAUCGAGACUGUUGAACCAGUCAUUGAGCCCAGUUCCUCUGCAGGAACUAUCAUAGAAGCUCAAUCGUCAAUUGCUCCAACUCAGCUCACAAUCCCUGCGACGGAAGCGACUGCUACAACUGCGGGGAUUAGUCCUGAUGAAGAAGCCGUGAGACCAACUAAUGAGGUUAGUACAUCAACGGUUACGACAUCGGCGACGAUCUUAAAAGCUCAAGAGGUUGUAACCGGCAGAGGCAAGUGCGGGCCCUCAUCUUGAGGAAACAUCACUUGACUUUGGACCGUCCUCUCGACUCAAUGAUAUGGUCAAAGCUCUGUUAUCUGAUGAUGAUCCAGAUCAAGCUCUGCUUUGCAUGGAAAUCGGCUCUCUUUUCUUCUUUGUGAAUGCGAUGAUUGAUAAGCUUCUCGUUAAGUGAUUCUCCUUUCAUCAAUUUCGACCAGCGCUUUCCGUCAAAAUAAAUGCUAUAGAGAAAGCGAGCUCUCUGGAUUUGGCGCAAGCUGUAGUUGGCGAUCUGGACCGGCUGGAGCGUGCAUUUCAACGGUUAUAAUUGAUUUUUGUAGAUUUUUCAGAAAGCUUUGUUCUAAAGUUAUAGACGACCGUGGCUUUGAGAAACUUGGAGAAAUUAUUUCAGAAACAAUGUGUGAAAUGGAGAUGUUCUUUCCUCUAUCUUUUUUCACAAUAAUGGUUCAUCUUACACAACAUCUUGCGGAGGAGACUGCAAUAGCAGGACCAGUCCAUUAUCGUUGGAUGUAUCCAAUAGAGAGAUGUCUAAAAACAUUAACAGGAGGUUAUUUGAAGCUAAUCCCAGUCAAGACCAAUCCACUGAGGAAGAGCCACCGAGUUCAGGAGAGAUGUCAGAUGAGGGUGAGGAAGAGCCGACUCCCGUACCAUUAUAUGAAGAUCCUUCAGUGCUACUUCGAGCAUAUAUUCCCGGGAUUGAGCGCGGGCCUUUACUAACAUGUGCAGAGGGGUACAGACUUAAGCAGACAGAAAAAUACAUGCUUGCCAAAAAAACGAUUGGAUGAAUGGGGCCCACAGAUUGAUGAGAUAUUAUCUGAUGCAAAAAAUAAAAUCAGACAAAGAUUUGGAGAAAAACUUUACCAGAAAAAAGGACGCCAAGGAAGUGACUUUAAAAAAGUUACCAACGGAUAGUUUUCGAGCAAUUGUGAGAUGGCGACAUAAUGGGAUUCCAACUGGACAAUGGGUUAAUAACUUUAGCUCAUACCUUGGAUGCUUGAUACGGAGGAGUGAUAAUGUGAAUCCUUAUUACGAGGCCGAGGAGCAGCCAUUUCAUGUCCUGGAGAGUAUAUAUCGAGAUUGUUGGAUAAAUUCUUCUAUUUAGCAUAAUUAUUUUUUAAUUAUGUCAAUUGUCCAUGCUUAACUAUAUGUUAAUUUUUAGAGAUAUUUCAACAUCGAAGAUAAUCCCGUAGGGUGGGAAUUUUUAUUUGGAUACAUGGGAAAGUUCAAGCAUUCUCUUCGGGAGUGGAGACAUGAGGUAAAGAAGAAAUGUUUUGAUUGUUUCACUCACAACUGGAAGAAGAUAUACAAACGAGAUAAGAGGGUUGAGCCUGAGCACUUAGCUACAUUUAUAGUAUUGUGGGGCCAAGAGGAGCACCUG